Messenger RNA from Penicillium maclennaniae, 1272 nucleotides. Its product is annotated as glycosyltransferase family 2 protein. NCBI's taxonomy places the organism in Eukaryota, Fungi, Ascomycota, Eurotiomycetes, Eurotiales, Aspergillaceae. The record is from RefSeq and is a predicted model, not a curated record. The transcript is spliced from 2 exons. The coding region runs from base 1 to 1272 and encodes 423 amino acids.
AUGCUGCCAGUCCUGAUCAUUUCUGUCUGCGCGGAGCCAGUCAUUAUCAUGAUCAUCCUUCCGGUGGCGAAGAUCCCCGACAUUCCCAAAGCAGAUAUCGAUAUGAUCAUGAACAGGGAAAGCGAUGACGUCGAAGUUUUAGGACGAAGAAUGCCGGAAGGUCCAUUUGAGACUGCGUUGGUCAUCCCGUGCCACGACACUGAUGAGGCUGCAAUGCGAACCACUCUCGAGUCCGCCUUUCUCAGCUUCCGGCCCCAAGACAUCUUUAUUGUGGACAACGGUAGGAGCAAAUAUCCCAAGCACCCGACGUGCAACUUCCGCGAAUAUAUCCGGAAAAUUCAUCCCGACAUUGUAUACAUUUGGUCGCCGAUUGGAAGCAAGAAUGUCGCACAGUUCGUUGGCGCUCUGGCGGCCAAAGACUACAAGUACAUCAUGACCGUGGACGACGACGUCUGUAUCCCCAAAAACUUCCGCCCUCCCACGGAGAUGAUCGACGACAAGUUCAAGGCCGUUGCAUAUCCACUGAAGGCAAUGGAUGCGAAUUGCAACGUCCCCCUGUUUCUGGUGGCCUGGCAGGAUGUGGAGUACCGUCUGUCCGGUCUCUCCAAAUUGGCAGAGGAUCGACUUUGUGGGGUGCAGUAUCCCCACGGGGCGGGGUGGUUUGUAGAGCGAGAGUCCUUCAUCACCCUCCUGGAGUACCAUCACCCGAUGGACUUCAUCGCGGAGGACUGCAACGCUGGCCUAGGCUUGAGUAAAAUGGGGAAGGGAAUCCACAUCGACGCGCGAUCAUUUCUCGCAACUGAAGUGCCGACCACCUUCUUUGGACCCGGCUUGAAUUGGUGGAAACAGCGGCAAAAGUCAUGGGAAAUGGGCCGUCAUGGCCGCACGUUUGCCUUCAUUCAGCAGUUGCUCUUCGGACUCCCCAUCAAACGUACUCUUCAAGCUAUUGUCUGGUACAAGACAACCUACCUCUACUUGAUUUGCACCAACAUUAUCGACUGGCUCCGGGUCGCCAUCUUCGUGGCUUUCGGAAAUACAGGCACCUGGUGGCGAAAUGCUAUUCUCCUCAUGCUAUUCUCUGCCAUACCUCCCUCAUUUACAAAUACAUCAAAUGUCGUCGGCGGCCCGAUCUGGCGCCGCGCUUCUGGGCCGCCCUCACCUAUCCUUUCUACAAACAGCUCUAUUCCCUCGUGUCUCUCUUCGGGGCCAUCCGCUGCGUCGGGUAUUAUUUUGGUGGCCACGUACGUCCGCUCAACAUCCAACAGAUGCUGA